GAGGGGGCGGGGCCGGGGUGAUGAGCGCUGCGGGCGAGGGCAGCUCAGAACGGGUUUGUUAUUCCUCUCAAACAGUGGAAGAGUUUCAGAAACAGCAGCUUUAAACACGGGGAGACUGUGGAAACAUGAGGUUCGCGAAAAGGAAACGGUUAACCCUGGCGGACGGAGAGGACUCUCAGCUCUCAGCACAGUUUAUUAACCCCUUCAUACACGAGCUGCGGCUCACCGCUCUCCAGAAAGUCAAGAUUGCAGUGAUGACAGUGACCCUCUUCCCAGUUCGAUUGCUCUUUGCUGCAUUUAUGAUGUUGUUGGCGUGGCCUUUUGCCUUUGUGGCCACCGUGGGCUGUUCAGAGGACGCAGUGGAGCCUCUGUCCUGGUGGAGAUGGCUGGUGGAUCUGGCCCUGAAGGCCAUUAUGAGGGCGAUGUGGUUUUCUGGAGGUUUCCAUUGGGUGCGUGUGAAAGGAAGACCAGCUCUACCCAGUGAAGCACCCAUCCUAACACUGGCACCACACUCCUCAUACUUCGAUGCUAUCCCUGUGACCAGGACCAUGGCCUCUAUCGUCAUGAAGGCAGAGAGCAGAAAUGUUCCCGUCUGGGGAACCCUGAUCAAGUUUAUCCGGCCAGUGUUCGUGUCCCGCUCAGAUCAGGACUCUCGCAGGAAGACUGUAGAAGAGAUCAAACGCAGAGCUUUCUCUGCAGGAGAGUGGCCUCAGAUGAUGGUAUUUCCAGAGGGGACGUGCACCAACAGAUCCUGCCUCAUUGCGUUUAAGCCUGGUGCAUUUAUUCCAGGCGUUCCUGUUCAGCCGGUAGUUCUGCGCUAUCCCAAUGAGAUGGACACAAUAUCGUGGACAUGGCAGGGACCAGGAGCAUUCAAGAUUUUAUGGCUCACUUUGUGUCAGCUGCAUAAUUCUAUAGAAAUAGAGUAUCUCCCUACAUACACUCCUUCAGAAGAGGAGAAAAGAGACCCAGCUCUGUUUGCGAGCAACGUGAGGUGUAUAAUGGCCAAGGCUCUGCAGCUGCCUACCACUGACUACUCAUUCGAGGACUGUCGUCUUGCGAUGGCCAAAGGCCCCCUGUGUCUGCCCAGUCAUACCUGUCUGCUGGAGUUCUCCAGGCUGGUGCGUAGGCUCGGACUGAAUGGAAGAGUGACGGAUCAAUUCCUGCAUGAAGAGAGCAGUCGUGCACGAAAGCUCUGUGGACACAAACUAAGCCUGGAGGCUUUUGCAGAAUAUGUAAACCUGCCUAUUACAGAAGCACUGCAGGACAUCUUUGCCCUCUUUGAGGAGCAUGAUCAGGUGGAUGUGAGGGAGUAUGUCAUUGCUCUCUCUGUGGUCUGCAGACCUGUCAGAUAUUUGGAGACCAUUCAGCUGGCCUUCAGGAUGUUUGAGGCUGAAGAGGAUGGGGCUAUAGUAGAGGACGAGCUAGCUGUCAUUCUGAAAACAGCUCUUGGAGUGGCAGAUCUCACUGUCUGUGAUGUCUUCAGAGCCAUUGAUACUGGAGACAAGGGGAAGAUCACAUUUGAGGAUUUCUGCACGUUUUUGGAGGGCUGUCCAAACUUUAUAGAGCUGUACCACUGUGUUCCCGAUCAGACCUCACACACCUUUUCUGAACCCUCAGUUUCCAUAACCAACCACACACACAACAAGAAGCACGACUAAGACAUGUUUUGUUGAUUUGCGUGUGUGUGUGUGUGUGUAUAUGUAUGUGUGUCUGAAUGCAUUUAUAUUACCACUGAGUGUGAGUAUAAGGGAGAGAUUUUUUUGAUGAUAUUUUGAAAUUAAACUUCAUUUGUGUGGAUUUGGGCAAUUUACUCAUUAUUUUUCUUCUUUAUCUUUUUUAUCUGUUUUUUUUUACUGACAGAUUUUUAAAAUGAUCUUCAGAAAUGUAAUGGGACUUUUUUAAUAUAUAUUUUUUUAUUCCUCCUUUGCUUUUUGGACAGGUAAUCUAUUUAUUCCAGGCCAAGCUUUCUAUAUUAUAUAAAGUUUCAUUCUGUUUGUAAUUUUGAGACAUGUUGAGAGAUUUGAUUUUAAUACAGAAAUACUGAAAACCCUU
Messenger RNA from Astyanax mexicanus (Mexican tetra), 2052 nucleotides. It is a transcript of the gene lpcat1, whose product is annotated as lysophosphatidylcholine acyltransferase 1. The record is from RefSeq and is a predicted model, not a curated record. The transcript has 14 exons. Gene Ontology annotation, molecular function: calcium ion binding. NCBI's taxonomy places the organism in Eukaryota, Metazoa, Chordata, Actinopteri, Characiformes, Acestrorhamphidae. The coding region runs from base 126 to 1658 and encodes 510 amino acids.